AUGCUGGUCUGGCUUGGUGCAGGUGGUGCUGGCGUUUUCCUCCUGAUCAUCUGCGGCGUCAUCUUGAGCUGCACAUUGAAGAUGAAGGAGCAGGAGGAGGAUCUGGAGAAAGUGGCGGGUCGCUACCAACUCAUCACUUCCAACAUCGACGGUGGACACAAAGCGCAUCUCAAGACAAUGCCCGAAGGAACUCCGCGCCCGUUGAAAUGUGAGGCGGGCCGCUAUGAUUUGGCUGCACGCGGGUUCGCGCUCAGGAUCGAUCUCGAGAAACUGCAAGGCAAUCAAGUGGAACCCGCCAAGGAAUGGGCACCCAGAUCAUUUAAACGCAAAGUGUUGGACAGGCAGGUGGUGGCACAGAAGACUGUCGACGAGUUAGGCAAGGCCAGCUAUGUGGAAGUUGAUGACGGGCCGCCCUUCUACAACCCGAGCGCCGACGAGCUGAAGGCUUUGUGUGACUCGGUCGGGCUGAGAUUCGAAGCCGAGAAAGGAGUGGCGAGGCCAAAGGGAAGAACGAUGGUCGUCGGGGAUAUCCACGGAAACUUGAACGAUCUUUGGCGCGCGAUCCAUGCCUGGUUAUCGGAUGUGGUUGGCAAAGGACCCAAGCAAAACAUUGUUUUCCUCGGGAAUAUCGUUGAUGUUGGCCCCCGUCAACUCGAAUGUCUGGCUCUGAUCCUCGCCUACAAGACUCUCUUCCCGGACCAGAUGUGGCUGAUACGUGGCAGAAAUGAAGACGCUACAAUUUGCAAGGCCUUCGCAGAGCGCCUUGCACUUCGCGAGUACAGUGGAGGCGUGUUCCGUUUGUUUGCCAACUUGUUUGCCAAUAUGCCAAAUGUCGGACUGAUUGACGGCCGGAUUCUCUGCGUGCACGGCAUGUUAACACUCGAUCUGACCAAAAAGCUCCUUAAAAAUGGAUGGGAUCCGCAGCAGUAUGAGACCAUGAGCAAGCAGCUGAGAUGGAACGUUCCCUCCGAACAAGUCGAAUUUUGCGAGCCCAACAUGAGUCGCGAUUACGGCAACCGCUUGGGGCGCCAAGCCAUCAAAGAGGCCAUGGAGCGGCUUGACAUCGAAUUUGUCAUCCGUAGUAACCAGGUGAUGACGAACGGCGUGCAACGGUUUGGAGAUCUCCCGGUGGCCACCGUCUUCACGGCAUCCUGCUUCGAGAAAGAGAAAAAUCUUGGCGCCAUCCUGUUCGUCGACCCCGAGCAGAACGCCAUCAUGCCGAUCUUCCUCGUCAACGUCAAGGACACCAUCAAGACGCAAGAGGAAUUCGACAAGAAGCUGGCUGACGGAUGGAAAAUCGACAAUUAUGCGCAGGAGAAGAAG
This is a messenger RNA of Mesorhabditis spiculigera, 1323 nucleotides long. NCBI's taxonomy places the organism in Eukaryota, Metazoa, Nematoda, Chromadorea, Rhabditida, Rhabditidae. The record is from the annotation of a GenBank genome assembly.